AUGGGUAUCGAGAGCAGCCUCAACCAGCAAACGACUGCCGUCAACGGAGGUAGCAGUGCCCAACCCACACCCGCUAACUCCGACGACGGAUCAGGAUGGGGCGACAGGCUAUGGCUAGGUGGCAAAAAUGAGGGACUGGGUCAUGCAGAUGCUCCUAAUCCGAAAUCAACAAUGGGCGGCUUCCUUGCUUUGGAUGAACAGAAGACGCGCGGAGAAAGCAAACUCUCUGAACGUCAGAACUUGGUCGACUUUGAGAAGACCAGUGUCAGACCUAUCAAUGCCGAAGGAGAGCCCACUUGCGCCAGUGAGGAUCAUUCUUUCAUGAAGCAUAAGGCUGGAGAUCCGGACACAUAUCCCGGAUGGAGUACAGUCAAGAACAUUUUCGGCAGGUGA
This is a messenger RNA of Penicillium coprophilum, 393 nucleotides long. RefSeq lists its product as uncharacterized. The transcript is spliced from 2 exons. Bases 1 to 393 code for a protein of 130 amino acids. The record is from RefSeq and is a predicted model, not a curated record. NCBI's taxonomy places the organism in Eukaryota, Fungi, Ascomycota, Eurotiomycetes, Eurotiales, Aspergillaceae.